This is a messenger RNA of Spirodela intermedia, 5906 nucleotides long. NCBI's taxonomy places the organism in Eukaryota, Viridiplantae, Streptophyta, Magnoliopsida, Alismatales, Araceae. The record is from the annotation of a GenBank genome assembly.
AUGAAGAACCAGAAGACGCAGGGGAAGGGGCCGUCGCAGAAGCCCCAUCCGUCUUUGACGGGCUCGGGUUCCAACCGCAGGCCCCGCUGGGAGACCUCCGAAUCGAAGGGGCCGUCCUCUAGCGCCGGCGACAGUAGCAGGAAGCCCAAGGAUGAGGGCAACUCCUCUGACCGUAGGGCCUCGAAUAAAGCCUCCGCCGCCGCAGCUGCGCCGAAGUACGAUGGGAGAUUUGCUGUGGCCGCGGGGGCGGGGCUGUCGCCGGGGCCCGGUGGUCAUCCUAUCCCGCCGCCGGCUGGGGAUUCCCCGUUCCGGUUGCUACAGGAUCCUGCCGGUCCUCCGCCUCCCCCGCCGUACGGGUUCCAGAAUCUUGAACGGCGCACGAUCGUUCUCGCCGACGGCAGUGUCCGCUCCUACUUCGCAUUGCCGCCCGACCCGCCGGUGGACCCCGCCGCCGACAGGUUUUUGCCCUUCGGCUCCCGUGGGCUCCCGAGGCCAGAGGCUGGUGUGGGAUUAGGGUUGGAGAAGCAUCACCUCGGGCCACAGGGGCCGCGGUUUAGCCCAGAGGAAUUCCGCGAACUGCCAUCGUAUGGACGCGGCGGUGGACCUCAGCACGAUUAUUGGGCAUCCUUGGGGCUUGAUGGUUCCCGGGUUUUGCCGGAGGGUGCAUCCUCGCUGAAGAGGAAGUAUGGGGAAGAAGAUGACCUUGCAUGGCAUAGGAAGCACGUUAUGCAUUAUGGGAAUCCCAAUGCCAACGUAGUUGGUUUCCCGCCCGGUUCUGGAGACCGAGCGGAUUUUCUGGGCAGAUCUGGUAGCCCUCGCAGGGACCAUCUGGAUGAUGUGCGACUCUCAAAGCAUGCAAAGCUUGGAGGGGACGCAUAUGACCACUUUUCUCACAGACGCAGAGGCGACGCUGAUGCGUCUUCUGUGGUCAUUGAUGUGAAUCCUGAUGUCUUGAAUAGGGCAUUUCUUAGGUUUUCCAAGACGAUCAAUGAGAAUGCAUCACUGAAAAAGAACUUCUUGGAGAACGGGAAGAACGGGCCUCUGUCUUGCCUUGCAUGUGGCAGGUUUGAAACCAGCGAAUAGUCUUCAUAACCGUUUGGUUUUCUAAUUAUAAAAAUUUGUGGGUAAUUAUAAGGUAGAGCUUUCCAGUGGAAUCUAAUUACAUGGCUUAUUUGCAGAUUUCCUGCACUUUUUAUCUGAGGCAUCUUAAAGCCCUUUUUAGUUUUUAAAUUCUGAUGUUGGAAUAGUUCAAUGAUGCUCAUUAAAACCUUUGUUUCGCUGACCUUUAUGUGACUGUGUUUGUUAGUUGUUUGUGUAUGAUAUGUUUGUUCUUUGAUUUGUUGGCUAUGUUCAUUGAAUGUGCUGGAUAAUGUUUAGGACUAGUUUGAUCUGAGACAUGAUUGUCCGGAUGAUUAGCAUUUAUGACGGAAUUACAUUGCAGCCUUCGUUAUCUGUUUAAUAUUUAGGUAAACUUUUACCAUAAAAAGUGGGAAAAUCCUUUGUUAGGUUUCUUAUUAUUGCUAACAACGGUUAUACAUUAGGUGAGCACUGACCAGAAUUCAUUGCCAUGGAAUGGGUUCAAGUUUACAUGUCUAUAAAGACACUUAAUUCAUUCAUUCAUUUUUUUCUGGAGUUUGAUCCACGUCAGAUGAUUUUUACGGAAAUGUACCCUUAUAAGUACCAAACAGUUAUGCUUGUCUCAAAUUGAAACUUUCAUUGAACAAACCCUAUGGGACUUAUUUGGAGAAAAAUGGAUUGCUGCCUUUGUUUACAUUGACUCUCUGUUGCUUAUUGUAGUAUGACUGGCCAGGAUCGUGUGGUUCUUGCAUCAGGGGUUCAGGUUUGUGUCGGUUCAUCUAUUUUCAGGUUGUUGUAUUGGGGUUUUCAGGAUUAAUUUUCCUACUGCUGGGCUGGUUGGAAUGGUUAGUUUGUUUAUGGCUUUUCAUGAGAAGUUCACCUAAUGUUGAUAGAUGUUCUUUUGCCUGUAAUCACAGGGGUAGAGUGUAGCUCUGAAAAAUAUUGUGUUGUACUUUUUCUAAAUUUCAAGCGGAUUGAGUUACGUGGUGAGAUUUAUGGAGAGGAUGCCUGCCAAAAUGUUACUGGAUGUUGUAUUUCUGCAUGUUCUUUGCGGUAGAAUUUUUUUCCUGAUAUUUAGUUGAUUAAUGAUUUUCCGUUAGCUUGUUGCUACUCUCUGUAGAUUUUUUGCAGAUGAUGUGUUGACUUUAAAUUCAUGUUGUGUCGUGCAUGGUUCUUUGGUUGCGAAGUUAAUCUUUUCAGGACUCCUUUUGUAAACGGUGUUUCUUUUCUUUCUGUUAAUUCCUUUAUUCCUUUUAUGGAAUGUUUUUGACAUCUGGUGACGCGACAGACCAUAUUUGUGUGUCAUAGAAGCUGUGUUUCGUGAGAUGUUUGCUGUUUGUGAGAGAUAAUUCCCUGAAACGUGGUUUUGUUGUCUGUUUCUUGUGGGUUUUUGGAUUUGUUCCUUUCUCAUUGUGUUAUGAGCGCGGUUCUUUUUAGUAGGGUGAUGUGAGGUUGGCUAUGGUGACGAAUGCUGCAGUCUAUACAUGUUUUGAUAUAUUGAAUGAGCGAAGUUCCAGACCAAAUGUCCAAGUCAUCCGGUCCACUUAGUAGAUAACAUUAGGGAAAUGACAAUGGAGCCUAUGCAGACGCUAUCUUGAGCUAUCUGGUCAGUUUGGGGAUGAUCAUGGUAUCACCUGGGCAACCAGGCAGGUUUGGUUGCGCAGCACGGGCUGUUUGCGGCUGAAUUUAAAUAGCUCAUCCCAGUCCAGUGCAGCAUCUGAUGAAAGACCAUCUGUAACUGGUUUUGGUAGACUGUGGGCUCCUAAAACCUGCAGCUCACCAGUUAUUGAUUGGGGAUGCUGUGGCAUCUGAAGCAGGAUUACAAGAAGUUAUUAGGAUAACCAGCAGCAGUUGCCAGAUAGCACAUCCUUUCGAAGGUAGCUAUCUGGGGAGGCAGAAUUUUAUCUUUUAUGGGGAUUGCUCCCUCGCUCUUUGAGCUUCGCAAGGAACUUUCCCAUGUGUGUGGAAAAUCUUCAUCGUGUGAUGUCUGUAACUGUUGGCGCUCUCGGUACUGUAGCUCCUGUAUCAUCCAAUGCAUGAUAUUUUUUUUCUAUGAUAUUAUUUUUUUCUCAAUUUCUUUCCUUUCACUAUUAAUUGAUUUGUAAAUCAGUCUGGGUUAAGUGCACUGUCUUCUCGUCGAAGAUAGACAGAGCAGUUUGUCACUGUUUGGUCCUUUGUAAAUCAUGAAUUUAUGUGUCAAUAACUCUUUUUCUUGGAGUUCAUAUCAGAGAGAUUUCGUUGUGCUGUAUUGAGGAAAAGGGCAUUAGUUAUUUCCGGGUUGAUAUUGAUUUUCCCCCUUAUAUUGAUCAUGGGUUUGUGCAUAUUUUCUAUUAACGAACUUUUUCUAUGGUUUAUAGGUCAGAAGUUUGUGUAUGAAAUAGUGGAAUUUGGCUUAUUCUUGAAGCUUACAUCUACGUUUCUACUUUAUAAUUCAGUAGUAUAGUAAUGCAAAUUUUAUGCUAUGAGAAAGGCCAUUGACUGCAAGUAGGGAAGAAAUAGUGUCAGCACAUAUAUAUGGAGCUUUUAAGGUGUAUAUGAAGAUUGAAAAUGAGCUAGGUGUUCUCAUUCUCUCAUAAAAUGUCCAUUUCAUCGUAAAGAUAUCAUGUUUUUGGUUUCUGCGAAUAUAAGAUGAGAAGUUGAUCUUUGAAUUUAUUCUAUUUUUUAUUGGGUGCUGCUGGGUAAACCCAAAGUCCAGAUUUCUUGUCUAUUGGUAAUUAGUCAGAAGAGUACUUCGAUAAUCGAAAGUUAUAUUGGGUACUGAGGCAGUAUAUUUUACUGGAGUUUAUUUUUUAUGUGGUCUUAAUGAUGGGUGAAUGUAUCAGCUAGAUGGUAGUGCACCUGUUCAAUAACUGUACAUGUAGUUAUUAAUGGCGUAGUUAAUUUUGCAGCUGAAUGACCAACUUCGACAUUAUUGCAUUUGAUGAUAGCAUCUGAUGGUUUUAUGUGUUUAUUCCUUUCGAAUUCAUGUCUUUUCUGCUCUGUCCUCUGUUCUUCUAGAAAGAACGUUAGCGUCAGUGACAAAAGGUUAAGAGCAAUGCUGGUUUUAAAAAUCUUGCAAGCAGACAGAUGUGUGUAAUGAGGGUUGGAAGGGCUCGUUUUCUUUGGGAGUAGUAGGAAACAAUAUCAUUUUUUAAUUAGUGGAAUUUUGUAAUCUUGUUUUAACACUGUUUUUUUAUUUUUUUGGCGUGCCAUUUUCAGGGUAUCCAAGGAGUUUGGUGAUAUGCAUGCACUCGUCAUGCAUACAUACUAUUCACAGAAUGCAGACCUGCGUGUUGAUCACCUUGGUUUGCAUAAGGCAUUGUGUGUUCUCAUGGGAUGGAAUUUUAAGAGGCUACCUGAGACUUCCAAGGCCUACCAAUCACUAUCUGCUGAGGCUGCCACAGAAAAUAGGGAAGAUUUGAUAUUGUGGCCACCAAUUGUCAUUAUUCAUUACACUAGUUUUGGACAAAGAAAAAAAGAUGGACGCAUGGAGGGUAUGGGAAACAAAGAGUUGGAUAAUAAACUUAAAGGUAUCCUGAUCUGGUCUCUCCUCCGAUUUAUAUUUUGUUUGCAAUUUCUCAUGUCAUUGUAUCCGUGAGUCGUUAACUUGCUGGAUUUUAUUUAUAGAUGUUAAUCCACUAGUACAAUGAAUGCUCUUAUCUUUGUUUUCUGCAUAUUUUUCUGCUGGUUAUCUUGUUGGAUAGAGGCUCAUUACUAUGGCAAUAAGAGCAUGAUUAGUUAGCACUGGGUGUGGUUGAUGCAGAUCAUUUCAAUUAUGCAGUAAUUUCCUGUAGAUUAUGAUGGCAAUAAGAACAGGAUUAGUUAGCACUGGGUGUGGUUGAUGCAGAUCAUUACAAUUAUGCAGUAAUUCCCCGUAGAUUAUGAUGGCAAUAGGAACAUGAUGAGUUAGCACUCGGUGUGGUUGAUGCAGAUCAUUUCAAUUAUGCAGUAAUUCCCCGUAGAUUAUGAUGGCAAUAGGAACAUGAUGAGUUAGCACUCGGUGUGGUUGAUGCAGAUCAUUUCAAUUAUGCAGUAAUUGCCUGUAGAUUAUGAUGGCAAUAAGAACAUGAUUAGUUAGCACUGGGUGUGGUUGAUGCAGAUCAUUACAAUUAUGCAGUAAUUGCCUGUAAAUAUGAUGGCAAUAAGAACAUGAUUAGUUCGCACUGGGUGUGGUUGAUGCGGAUCAUCUCAAUUAUGCAGCAAUUGCUUGUAGAUUAUUAUGAUGGCAAUAAGAGCAUGGUUAGCAAUAAUUCUGUAGAAAUUUAAUGGCGAUGGCUAGCUGGAUUCUGGACAUCUUGGUAGAUCAGUAUCGUGUGCUCAUUUUGGUGCAGUAAACCGAAGAACUGGAAUGCUUAGGGUUUUUCUCUUCCAUUGGCUGGGGUUUCACCUCGAAGCUCUGGAUUUAGUUGCAGAGGACGAUGAUCUAUGAUCUCGUCCGAAGCCGGCUCCGUCCGAGGGUUUCGCCUUCUCCGAUUCGAUGCCGGUUCGUUGUCUGACGAGGUUUCUCCGCAGAUCUGGGAUUCGGCGGCGGAAGGUCGAGGACGAUGAUGAACGGGAAGGAGGGAAUACCAUUUGGCACGGCGGCGGUGAGGUUUGCCGGCGACCGGGACGGCCUCCGGGAGGCGGAGCAGCUGGCGGAGCUCCUGGAGAGGGACGGCUGCGGGCGCCGGAGCUGGGCGCGCAUCUCGCAGGGCAGGCGGCGGCCGGAGGAGGGGAAGGAAGGGGAGGCGGCGGAUGGGAGGAUCCUCCUCUACGGGUACCUGGGGAUCGCCGGCGACAUGGACGAGCUCGACGCGGAGACGAAGAAGAAGGCCGUCCUCCACAGCCGGAGGGAUUCCGCCGGUAAGUAG